Messenger RNA from Anopheles moucheti, 1153 nucleotides. Its product is annotated as receptor-binding cancer antigen expressed on SiSo cells. The transcript is spliced from 3 exons. The record is from RefSeq and is a predicted model, not a curated record. Gene Ontology annotation, cellular component: secretory granule. NCBI's taxonomy places the organism in Eukaryota, Metazoa, Arthropoda, Insecta, Diptera, Culicidae. The coding region runs from base 177 to 740 and encodes 187 amino acids.
CGUAAACAUUACCAUUUUGCCAACCCCAGAACCAGUGCAGGGAAGGAAGAUGAAAAAAGGGUUUUAAAAGUUAUUUUUACCCCCCCUUGUGUCACUUCGCUCAGCCGACUACUGCCCCGUCCCGGUGUUUGGAGGUGUUUUUAGUUUAGUUUUGUUUUGGAACAUCUCGUGCUAGAAUGAUCACAGAGCUAGUGAUGAACAGGAUCCGGCAACUACUGCUAGCAAUCGUGGGUGUGCUGAAGCGGGCGAUGUGUUGCUUCUCGCGCCGCCGGAAACUGUCCGCUGGCGAAUGUGAGGUGCUGAGCACGGUCAGCGUCGAUCGGUACCCGAAUGCCGGCCGCCACGGUAAGAAUGUGCCGGAGAAGGAUUGGAACUCGUGGGACGAUUCGCCCAAAACGGUCGAGGAGCACAUAGAGCGGUACCGGGAAACGCUUGCCCAACCACCGUCCCCGACCGAACCGCAGCCAGAGAUGGACUAUUUUCAGGAUAUGGCGCCACAGAUCUCAUCGCAGCCGAAAAUCUGCAUCGCUACCGAAACCGAACCGAGCGAUUUUAGCCGUUUGGUGGCGAAAAUUGACAUUCCCGUUGUGAACGAAUUAGAAGACUGGAACGAAGGUGAUAGGAAUGGGUGGGAUGAUGCGGACGAAACCACCACGAAACAGUUGAUACGGGAAACGCGCAAAGAGUUGCGGGCCCAGCGACACCAGAACCGGCACCAGCUCGAAACAUCUUACGCAUGAUCGUGCGUGUAGGCGAGCGACCGCUUUGUGACUGUACAGAAACGCAAAAGGAAAACGUAUAUACCUUUCAAAACAAAACAAUGGCAAACACCCCCUACAACAUUUCUACACCUAUCUACUGCUGCCGGGAUGCUGCAGGGAACGUAUUUUCCGUUUAUCGUAUUUUUAGUCGGUUGAGAUGAACUGUGUUUUUUUUUAAUGUAAGCAAAAUGGAAAAACAAAACAAGAAAAGCAAAAAUGCUAUUUGCGAUUGGCGAGAAUAGUGUAACAGUAGUCAAUCUCGCGUGCUCGUGCCAGAGUAUUACUUCGCUACUAGAUUUCGAGUGUGAAAUCCGUCAGGAGAUGCUUAAGAGAUGUACAAGACCAAAUAAAUUGUUUUAUUUGAAGUCUUUCGGGAGUCUGCUUUCUCUCUG